AUGGUUCUCGCUACUGAGAUCAAGGGCUACAACGUGUUGCCUGUGCUGUUGCCGAAGGCUCAGACCACCCAUUAUAUAUAUUUUAAGAAGCACGAGACUAGAUCUACCGAUAACCAGAAGAAUAGCAGUGGAAGAUCCAUCUUCUUAUGCAACCUACCCAUUGGAACAACCACGUCCACACUCAAGAAAUUCUUUCAGGAAGUCGCUAUCGGUGCCACUAUCGAAACUUUUGUUGCAAGUUUGUUAAAUGACUGCCCUGAGGACGUGUGGAUCAAUUUGACGAAACUCACAUCUGAUCUUGAGUUCAAUCCCGACUUGCAAUCGGCCAGAAACACCAACGAUGAGGCUGCCAGAUUGCCCAAAAACUGUGGUGUAGUAACUUUUGUAGAUAAACUGGCCUUCCAACUUGCUUACACUGCCAUCAGGAAGUUGUCUGCAGCCAGAACUGUAUCUUCAUGGCCGUUUUCAACCUACGAUUCCAAGUACUUUUUAAACCACUACAAGUCACAGAUUCUUGAUGCCGAAGCUUUGUCUGAUGCGGUGUCACAGGCCCUUGUAGACUUUGAUAGAGCCGAACAGGAGUCUCGUGAUAACUUGCAGCAGCAAACACAGUUGGUAGACGAAGACGGAUUUACUUUGGUUGUAGGCUCUCAUAGAAAAACAAAGGCUGGGAUCAUGGGCAAACAGAAGCUUGCCGCCACCGUUGAGUUGGACAAGGCCAAUACCAAGUUGAAAAAGAAGGAAAAGGAAGAUUUCUACCGUUUCCAGUUAAGACAGAGAAAAAAGGACGAAAUGAACGAGUUACUCCAGAAGUUCAAGUUGGACCAGGAAAAGGUCCGUUUGAUGAGAGAAAAGAAGAGAUUCAGACCCUAUUAG
Molecule: messenger RNA, 876 nt
Organism: Scheffersomyces stipitis CBS 6054
Lineage: Eukaryota; Fungi; Ascomycota; Pichiomycetes; Serinales; Debaryomycetaceae
Gene: RRP7
Exons: 1
Coding region: 1-876 (291 amino acids)
Biological process (GO): rRNA processing; ribosomal small subunit assembly
Cellular component (GO): CURI complex; UTP-C complex
Molecular function (GO): nucleic acid binding
Source: RefSeq, a predicted model, not a curated record